GCAAGUGGCAUGCACAUACUUCAUUGCUUAAAACAUUAAUACAAAAGAGAAAGCCAGUGCAAUCACAAUAGACACAAACAAAUAUAAUCAAACAUGGUGAACACGGUGAACGUAAUUUGGACAUUGGUUAGUUGGGUAGUGAAGAUGGCAGGUUUAAAGCUCCACACAGUAGAGAUAGAACCAGGAACAGUUAUGAGAUUUUGGGUUCCUUCUAACACCAUUUCCAAGUCCAAACUAAAACCCAAACCCAUAUCCAAACCCACGAAGCCAGUAGUGGUUCUCCUCCAUGGCUUCUGCGGUGAUGGACUUGCUACUUGGCAGUACCAAAUCAACCCUUUAGCCAAAAAAUACGCCGUUUAUGUACCGGACUUAAUUUUCUUCGGUGGCUCAACUACCGAUAAGUCGGACCGGUCACUGGCUUUUCAAGCCGAGUGCUUGGCUGUGGGGUUAAAGAAACUCGGGGUGGAGAAAUGUGUUGUGGUUGGAUUCAGUUAUGGUGGAAUGGUGGCGUUUAAAAUGGCUGAGAUGUAUAGUGAGUUGGUUGAAGCCGUGGUAGUAAGUGGUGCAGUUUUGGCUGUAAAAGAGUCUAUGAUUAGUAAGGCAGUUGAAGAUGCUGGAUUCUCUUCUUGUUCGGAAAUGUUAAUGCCAUCUUCUGUUGAAGGAGUGAAGACACUUCUUUCUGUUGGUUUCUACAAAAACAUUCCGUUUCCCAACCGUCUCAUCAAGGACUUUCUUAAGGUGAUGUUCUCAAAUCGGAAGGAGCGAAGUGAGUUAUUAGACGCCUUAGUCAUUAGCUACAAAGACAUCAACAUCCCAAAAUUUUCGCAGCGAAUACAUCUUCUGUGGGCAGAGAAAGACAAACUUUUCACACCAGAGGUUGCACAAAACAUGAAAGAGAAGCUGGGAAAUAAAUCAACAUUACAAGAGAUAAAGAAGGCUGGCCACUUGGCUCAUAUUGAGCGACCAUGUGUUUAUAAUAGGUGCCUUAAGCAAUUUCUUGCUUCGGUUAUGCUUGAUGAAAAAAAACGAUCCAAUUCCUAUUAUGCUUGAUGAAAACAAAAACAAUCCUGCUCAAAUCAAUGAAAAUGCCGAGGGUGUCUUUGGUAAGUUCUUUAUUUGAUAAGUUAUUUUAGUAAGUCCAAUUAAGCGCUUAUUUGUAAGUUAUUGUUGUGAAGGUGUAUCCAAAAGCUAUAUAAAUGCUAUCAAGUAUUUUUGUAAUAUCUGGAAAAAAUAUCUGGAAGUGUGUCCAAUUAAUUUGUUUUUUUAUUUUUAAGAA
This is a messenger RNA of Medicago truncatula (barrel medic), 1276 nucleotides long. RefSeq names its product putative 2-succinyl-6-hydroxy-2,4-cyclohexadiene-1-carboxylate synthase. The transcript is spliced from 4 exons. The record is from RefSeq and is a predicted model, not a curated record. Lineage: Eukaryota; Viridiplantae; Streptophyta; Magnoliopsida; Fabales; Fabaceae. Bases 94 to 1050 code for a protein of 318 amino acids.